Molecule: messenger RNA, 4600 nt
Organism: Odontomachus brunneus
Lineage: Eukaryota; Metazoa; Arthropoda; Insecta; Hymenoptera; Formicidae
Gene: Src42A
Product: tyrosine-protein kinase Src42A
Exons: 6
Coding region: 1425-2942 (505 amino acids)
Biological process (GO): cell surface receptor protein tyrosine kinase signaling pathway; innate immune response; protein phosphorylation
Cellular component (GO): extrinsic component of cytoplasmic side of plasma membrane
Molecular function (GO): signaling receptor binding; ATP binding; non-membrane spanning protein tyrosine kinase activity
Source: RefSeq, a predicted model, not a curated record
ACACACAUCGUGAUCCUAGCUGGCUUUCUCUGCGCGACUACGCGCGCAUUACGUACGUAUGCGUGUGACGGUUAGUGACGGUCGUGACGGUGACGAGCCAUCGGAGGUGAUAUCGCGUUCUCGUCUUGUUCUUUCCGUCGUGUCGAGCGUUCUCGCGGCGUAUUCAUCGGGCGAAUGAUGGAAGCGGUGCAUAGAUGCGAGUAGCGAGUGCGAGGGAUCGUCGUUUCUCGCGAGUGCAUCGUCUCGUGGUGCUUCAGUCGUACUGAAUCAUACUCGGCGAUAUCUCGCCACGGCCGUCGACGCCGAUCGCCGUCGACGGGUUCGUCCUUCGGCGAGUCUCCACGGCGGCCCGAGGGGAUUUUUGGGCGUGUGUCGCGCGAUUCGUAUGGAAGAAAGGAAGCGGGCGGCGGACUCACGCGCGCGCAUGCGAGGACGGACGGGAAGGGCUCUGGCUUUUGACGGAUAUCUGUGCAGUUGCAAUGGCGACGGCGCCUCCGCCUGGCUCGCCUACUUUCUAAGCUGCGUUUCGGUGAGAGGUGCCGAUCGCGCGGCCCGCGUCUCUGUCUCGCUUCCACCGUCGUCCCCCUCUCGGCCUUUCCUCUUUCUCGCGCGUUCCUACGCGCGGACGUAAGGACGCGUAUACGCACACACACACACACACACGCGUCGCUCUCGCGUGUCCACGCAGGAGAGAACUAUGUGAUUGAUGACGUACGACCGACGCUGGACUCCGUGCCGAUUCCAGAAGUGCAGCAGCUGCACCGCGCUCUCUCGAUCCGGGGAUACGCGACGUCUCGGACGCCAACGCGUGAUCGCUCUACGUCGGCCCUUCGAUGCUUGGCGUUCGCCGCAGUUGGUACGACAGUCUGUUGUGCCCGCGGGUGCCCAGGAUAUCCGGAGAAUGCGCGGAGACCCCGUUCGGUGGUUGCGCUGCUGGCCUUCCCUCGCGGAUGUGAUCCUUUCCUCCCGCCCGCCCGCUUCCUCUCGCGUUAUCCAGUCGACAGUGCCGCUUGCUUCGCGAUCGCUGCUCGAUCCGCCGUCGGCGCGACACAGCUGACGGAUCUCUCUUUCUCUCCCAGGCGCCGCGUCGCGAGCCGUGACAGCGAUUCGAUCUCUUCGCGAGUGUUGCGGGGAAUUGGACCCCGGUGAAAGAUCGCUGAAAAAUCGAUUUUGGUGGUGACACGAGAGAGUGCGCGUGCGAUUUUUCCUUAUUCGCGAGACGCCUAUCUCAGACGACAACGACAACGACGACGCGAGCGAGCGACGGACUCGUCCCGCCGCUCAUCCCGCCGGGAUCUUCAUUCGCCCGAUUGUGCAUUAGAUGCGAUCGAGGCGACCGUCGGAAGCGCGAAGAGGUCUCCCGACCACAACUGGCGGCUGCGACUAACUUCAUCUGAGACAGCCCGAACCGAACACCCAUCAACAUGGGCAACUGCUUUUGCAGCAACCCUCCGGACCCCAAUGAGAAGGAGAAGCCGGACCGGAUAGGUAACCCUGAAGCUGUCGCGUCGCAGGCCAGUCCGGUGCCGACCCCGCCGCCCGACCCCAUCAGACCGAUGCCGCAGAUCCCGGACACGGACAUGACGGCCGCCAAGAUAUUCGUCGCUCUUUACGAGUACGACGCCCGCACCGACGAAGAUCUGAGCUUCAAGAAGGGCGAGCAUCUGGAGAUACUCAACGACACGCAGGGCGACUGGUGGCUGGCGCGAAGUAAAAGGACCAGGCAGGAGGGCUACAUCCCCAGCAACUACGUGGCCAAGCUGAAGUCGAUCGAGGCGGAACCGUGGUACUUUAAGAAGAUCAAGCGAAUCGAGGCGGAGAAGAAGCUGCUGCUGCCGGAGAACGACCAUGGCGCCUUCCUGAUAAGAGACUCCGAGAGCCGGCACAACGACUACUCCCUCUCAGUGCGCGACGGCGACACAGUCAAGCACUACCGCAUCCGUCAGUUGGACGAGGGCGGCUUCUUCAUCGCCAGGCGGACCACGUUCAGAAAUCUGCAGGACCUCGUGGAGCACUACAGCAAGGACGCAGACGGGCUCUGUGUGAAUCUGUGCAAGCCUUGUGUGCAGGUUGAGAAACCCGUAACCGAGGGCCUCAGUUAUCGUACGCGAGACCAAUGGGAGAUCGACCGUUCGUCGCUCAAGUUCCUGAGGAAGCUGGGACAAGGGCAGUUCGGUGAAGUGUGGGAGGGAUUGUGGAACAAUACCACACCGGUGGCGAUCAAAACCCUCAAGCCCGGCACCAUGGAUCCAAAGGACUUCCUGGCCGAGGCGCAGAUCAUGAAGAAACUCCGGCACAACAAGCUGAUCCAACUGUAUGCCGUGUGCACGAUGGAGGAGCCGAUCUACAUCAUCACGGAGUUGAUGAGAAACGGCAGUCUACUGGAAUAUCUGCAAGGCAAAGGUAGAGGCGUAAAGUUACAGCAAUUAAUCGACAUGUCCGCGCAAAUAGCCGCUGGUAUGGCUUACCUAGAGUCGCAGAACUACAUUCACCGAGAUCUAGCAGCUCGUAACGUCCUCGUAGCGGACGGCAACAUUGUUAAGAUCGCCGACUUCGGCUUGGCCAGGCUCAUCAAGGAGGACGAGUACGAAGCUAGAAUAGGAGCUCGUUUCCCCAUCAAAUGGACCGCGCCUGAAGCAGCCAACUACAGCAAAUUCAGUAUUAAGUCUGAUGUGUGGUCGUUCGGUAUUCUCCUCACUGAAUUAGUCACGUAUGGUAGAAUACCUUAUCCAGGUAUGACGAAUGCCGAGGUUCUUCACCAGGUGGAGCACGGCUACAGGAUGCCAUGUCCGCCCGGUUGUCCGAGCACACUUUAUGAUAUUAUGCUGGAAUGCUGGAACAAAGACCCCAUGAAGAGACCGACCUUCGAGACGCUCCAGUGGAAACUGGAAGACUUCUUCACUAUGGAAGGGUCCGAAUACAAGGAAGCGUCCGCGUACUGAACAAAGGGUCUUCGACAUCUUCCACGUUAAAUAUUAUCACUCCGUUACGGACGCGCGAUAAUAAUCGUCGCCGUCGUUAUCUCGCGAUGGCAGUGGUUCUUCUUCGUUAACCAUUUGUGACGCAGUUGUUCUCGCGGCACUUCCGAGAAUGCUGCAACCUUUAUAUUCGAACGACAAUGGUCAUUUUACGAACGAUCGAUAGAUGAUAGUGUGAUCUUAUUUAACGUUGACACUUUCUAUCGUCCCCCCCUCCCCUUACUUCUCCCCUCUUUUCGUUUCUCUCUUUUGUCCCCUUUAUUUUUUUUUUUUUUUUAUGUUUUCGUACAUUCUGUCUGCCAUAGAGCUCGAAGAACGCGAAGUUUGUACAUUUUUACUUUUAUCGCUUGACAGACGUACGUCGAUACUUUUGAUAAUCCUCAGCAACAGCGGCGUGAUUUUAGAUAUCGUUUUAGAUCGCGGUAAGGAUGUUACAACGUAGACAUUAAUGGCCUUUGUAAAAUCGUUUAUGUAAGUGGCAGUUAGCGUGAGAUAGACCUCGGUGAUGAGAUAGAGUUCGGACGAUGACGCUGCGAUUGACGGCAGUAUAGUAGCAAUGUAAUAUAUUCGUGUACAAUAUAAAUUGUACUUCCCGUGUUACAAUUACCGUAUAUGAUCGUAUUAUUUACACGUGAUUAUGAAAGCGACGAGAGGACGGACGCCAAUCUUCUCUCGGUCAUCCUCGACCGACAAUGUAGUCGAAACGACGGACCACGAAUGCACAAUUUAUCAUUCCUUCUCUCUUCUCGAGCGCGAUGACUCGGACAUUCACGGCGAGCUCCCGCGAGGCAGACACGCGAAAGUCGUUCGGAGCAAUCGCGUGUGCGUGUCGCGGAUCGGAGAUUCGCGCAAUAGCUGGUUCACUCGCGAGAGAUUUGCCGCGACGAUCGUUGGAACGACGCUAUCUCCUCGUCACAAAGCAAUUAAUAUAAACUGCCAGCUACGUUUUCUAAGGUACUUUUAUCGCAAGUAAGAUCACGAUGAGAGAUUUUCGGAAGCGUACGCGACACACUGUACGUACGCGUGCGCGCGGCCGAAGAUAAGCUUAUCGUUUGGAGGAGUCGUUGAAUUCUUUUAUGUAUCUCGAGAAGAGAAUGUAUAAUAUCGCACGAAUUGAGAGAGUCAUCUUCGUUCACCAUUCGGCCACGUGUUAUCGAAUUUGUCAUUUUUAUAUAUUUUUAUAUCGUACCCGAACGAUUUUACUAUUCAUUUAUCGUGAUUUUUCACGUUGGCGAGUCACUCAAAGAAAAAAAAAAUCUUGAGAAUAGUUAGACUAUAUCCGUACAUACAUAUAUAAAAAGUAAAUAAAUACUAUAUAUAUAUAUAUAUAUAUAUAUAUAUAUAUAUAUAUAUAUAUAUAUAUAUUUCAUAAGUGUACGAUUCUAAUGGUACGAUGUAAAGUUAUAUACAGAUAUUUUAGCAAUACUUUGAAAUUUUCUUGUACACACAGAUACGUUCGCAUGCACACAACAUGCAUACACAUACACAUACAUAAGCAUGUGCGGAAUGUGCCAAAACCAUCGCCAUUCCCCUUAUCUGUCAAUUCUAUGGUCGAUUCGGAGUUGACCUUUCUGCGACGAGGACUAGGGAUGGGAUUUCGAGGACAGAGCCGCGCCGAUAAA